AUGAAGUACUUUCUUCUGCCAAUUCAUUUAGCAUUUCUCUGUAGCUUUGCACUAAGUAAACCCGUCCAGAUAGCUACAAGAAAGAAUGACUUAGGUAGUGAAAUAGCUGUGUAUGAAGGAGACAUCCUCUUGAGAAGAGGGAGACGCAGUGCAAUUAACUGUGACAAUUGUUUAUGGCCCAAGUCACAAGAUGGACUGGUCAAGGUUCCAGUUAACAUCUCUUCUGAUUUCUCAAUAACUGAGAGGUCUUGGAUUGUUGAUGCUUUGCAAGAGAUCUCCACACUGACCUGCGUGCAGUUUGUAAAUCGCACUACAGAAACAGACUAUGUUUAUGUUGAACGAGGGCAGAGCUGCUGGUCUUACUUUGGAAAGAUUGGAGGACGUCAAGCAGUAGGCCUGGUGAAAAAUGGUUGCAUGGAUAAAGGAGCAAUUCAGCAUGAAAUGAACCAUGCACUGGGUUUCAUCCAUGAACAAGCACGGAGUGAUCGGGAUAGGUUUGUCAAGAUUAUGUGGGAACACAUAGUGGCAGGGGAACGAGGGAACUUUGGAAAAAUGAAUUCCAAAAACCUGGGCCUUCCCUAUGACUACUCUUCAGUGAUGCACUAUGGCGCGUAUGAUUUCUCCAGUACUCCAGGAAAACCAACUAUUGUACCAGUUCCUGACCCCUCUAUACCUAUUGGGCAGAGAGAAGGGCUGAGUAACUUGGAUGUAGCUAAAAUCAACAAGCUCUACAAGUGCAAUUGCUGUAGCUUUGUGUUGCCUAAACCCAAGGGCUCGUUCUCCUCUGCCAAUUACCCAUCCCCAUACCCGAACAACAGCAAUUGUCUGUGGCUGAUCCGCAUCCGUCGAAGUAAGAUUUUCCUGCAGUUUGAGGCUUUUGAUCUCCAAGGCUCCUUGGACUGUUCUUCUGACUAUAUAAAAAUUUACAAUGGCAACAGCAAGAGCUCCCCUGUCUUGCUGGACAAGUACUGUGGGAAGGGUCCACUGCCCUCCUUAGUGGCAUCUGGAUCGACAAUGCUGGUAGAGUUUGCAAGUGAUGAGAGCAUUACAGCUACAGGAUUCAGAGCCUCCUACAACAGAGUGAAUUGUGGAGCAACUUUCAGAGAUUCAAAGGGAGUCAUCACCUCCCCAAACUACCCCAGUAAAUACCCCAAAAACCGAGCAUGUUUCUGGGUCAUCACUUCUCCAGCAGGAUACAAGAUAUCUCUCAAAAUGUUAUCCUUUGAGCUGGAAUAUAGUGACAGAUGCAUCUAUGACUACUUGCUCAUACAUGACGGAAGCCGCCCUACAUCACCUGCAGUUGGCCCUUAUUGUGGGACAGAGAAGGUUGCAGACUUUACUUCUACUGGUAACUUUGUGCUGGUUGAAUUCCACAGUGAUUUAGUGUGGGAGCUGCCUGGAUUUGUGAUGAGUUAUACAUUUGCUAGGUAA
This is a messenger RNA of Cinclus cinclus, 1431 nucleotides long. Its product is annotated as embryonic protein UVS.2-like. Gene Ontology annotation, molecular function: zinc ion binding; metalloendopeptidase activity. The coding region runs from base 1 to 1431 and encodes 476 amino acids. The record is from RefSeq and is a predicted model, not a curated record. Gene Ontology annotation, biological process: proteolysis. The transcript is spliced from 11 exons. Lineage: Eukaryota; Metazoa; Chordata; Aves; Passeriformes; Cinclidae.